Molecule: messenger RNA, 4675 nt
Organism: Dendronephthya gigantea
Lineage: Eukaryota; Metazoa; Cnidaria; Anthozoa; Malacalcyonacea; Nephtheidae
Exons: 18
Coding region: 199-4212 (1337 amino acids)
Biological process (GO): cytokine-mediated signaling pathway
Cellular component (GO): external side of plasma membrane; signaling receptor complex
Molecular function (GO): cytokine binding; cytokine receptor activity
Source: RefSeq, a predicted model, not a curated record
GGAAACUAUAGCGAGUGGUCAUCUUGGACAAAUUGUACCAAGGAGUGUGGAAACGGAACUCGAGUGCGAGGCAGAUCAUGUAACAAUCCAAGUCCAGCUCAUGGUGGUUCACCGUGUAAAGGACCGGGCCAUGACUUAAACUACUGCAACACACAUCAUUGUCCUAUUGACGGAGGCUACACUAAUUGGGGUCCCUGGAUGUUCUGUAACAAACCUUGUGGAACUGGUACCUCUGAUCGGAAGCGUUCGUGUACCAACCCAACCCCGAUGUAUGGUGGAAAGAACUGCACUGGUCCUUCCUAUGAGGCCAAUGAUUGCAACACGUUAUCUUGUUCACCUGCUAACAUUCUGUUGGAUGUGACCUUCGAAAGCGUAACGAUGACUGAAUAUAACAGUGACGUCACCUCAUUCGAAAACUCAGUGAAGGGAAUGAUAAAUUCUGUGUACGAGGCAUAUCCUCCAGACAUCACUUUUACAUCGUGCAGCGCGGGAGUGGGAAAUAAAGUGAAUUGCAAAUUGGAUCUUAAAUAUCAGUCGCUUGCCGGUGAUGAGCUGGUUGUUCUCCAAGAUAAAUUGCUGGAUUCAGCAACGGAAACAGUUCUACACAGCAUGACUUCAACAAAUGUGUUCUCGUCACCACUUGUUCAGCAAGCAACUCCGUUGAGUUCAACUAGCAUAAGAGCAGAAUGGCCAGCAUUGCCAAGCUCAGCUGAAACAGCGAGCACGUCGACUCUCACUGGGUACGUAUUGUUCUAUAAAAAAACGGCAGCGCAAGCGUACAGGAGUAUCGGUGUAGCCCCUACCGAGCUUUCGAAGACUUUGGAGGAGCUCAAGAAAUUCACCGAAUACCGAAUGGUGAUUUGCCCUUACUCUGAGAAAGGAAAUGGUAUCCCAAGUGCACCUGUCACAAAAACUACACUGGAAGAUGUUCCAAGUGUGGCACCGAAAAUAUUGAACAUUUCGUCUCCAACAUCUCAAUCGUUAAAUUUAUCCUGGACCACAGUGAGCUCGGAAUAUUGGCACGGCAUUCAACGAGGCUACUGCGUAAGAUAUAAAGCAAGAGGUGCAUCAACCAGUAACACUCAUAAUGUCACCGACGUUGAACAACUGCAGACCAUUCUUACUGGUUUGGAUCAUUUUACGAAGUAUUAUGUCUACGUGUCUGCCAAAACAACCCCCGGAUGUGGAGAAGAAGCUAGUACAAGUUUUGUCACCUUGGAACAUGUUCCGAGUGAACCCCCACAGAAUGUGAAUGCAUCAGCUAUGACGUCCACAGUUGGUGUGCUUCUCACAUGGGACGAAGUGAGACCUGACGCAAGACAUGGGAUCAUAAAAGGAUACAAGGUGUCAUACGGGAUUGCUGGUGAAGCGGUAAAGUGGAUAAAUGUGGAAGACGCUGAUAGUAGAAAAGUGAAUAUCACCGGCCUGAAAUUCCUUACUGAAUAUCAAGUCAAAGUUCUGGCCUAUACGAGUGUUGGGAAUGGCCCGGAAUGCACAGCGAUAUCCAUUACUACGGAAGAGUCAACUCCUUCCAAAGCACCCGCUCUGGUCGAAGGUAGAAACACCAGCUCCUCAAGUAUUUAUCUCAAAUGGAAGGCCAUAGAUCCCCAGUACCAUCAAGGCACUCUUCUUGGAUAUCGUGUUUAUCAUCGUGCUGCAGAUACGACUAGAAAACAACAAAUGAUUGAGUUCCCAAUAUCUGAUCCAAAUCAUCUGGAGUGUCACUUGACUGGACUGUUCUGGUGGUGGUGGUAUGAUAUAUACAUUGCUGGUUAUACAAAGAUUGGCACUGGAGUGACCUUGAACGUCGUCGUUCAGACAGACGAAGAAGUUCCAAGCCGUUACCCUGAGAAUAUUCGUGGCGUUGCCUUGACAACGACCAGCAUGUCGUAUGAAUGGGAUCCAGUCCUACCGAAUUUUGCGCACGGCAUUCUCAUUGGUUACAAACUGACCGUCAUCGAGACUAAAAAUCCUGGUAAUGUGAUCGUGUCCAAGAUUAUUCCACAUCCUGAAAGAUCUUACUACGUCGAAGGUCUGAAGAAAUUUACCAACUACACCAUUUGGGUUAGCGCUUUGAACAAAAAGGGUGAAGGCCCACGAUAUCCCCCAGGACACAUAAACUCCACUGGGGAAGACGGUCCGGAAUAUCCCCCGGAAGACAUCAAAAUGUCAACGCUUAAACACAUCACAGAGAUAGAGCUGGAAUGGACGAGAAUCCCAGCUAAAUAUCAUAACGGUAUCUUACGUGGUUACUACGUCGAAUACACCGCAACAGUUUUGGCUGGAGAGGUCAUACCUUCCGAUAAACGAGUUGUUCAGUCGAAGAGAGUGAGAGGAAAUCGUUACUCAACGGUGCUCAAAGACCUUGACCCUGGUUCUACCUACGAGAUCAGUAUCUUUGGCUAUACCACUAAGAAUGGCUCGAAAAGCAACGCCUCAGCUGCUGAAACAUGUCGUUGUCCAAAGUACCUUCGCUCCAAUUGGUGGGUUUUACCUCCUUACACAAACAUGAGUAAUCCCGAUUCGCCCGGCGGUAUUUUCUUUAUGGUAGCCAAACAAGUUCUGGACGACAUGUGUGGUGUUUGCGAAAACGGUCAUGGUAAAACCGAGUUUUGCUACGAAGAGGGUUGCGACAAAAAACGUCGGAGAAGACGUUCAUCAGGAAACAGUUACCAGAAAAACAGUUUACAAUCCGUUUCAACAGAUAUUGGUGGAAAUGCCGAAGUCAGUUUUCCCGUCCAGGGUAAUAGAUUUAUGACGACCUAUGGUGGAGUGUUUCCGUACAUUUCUGUUGUGGAUGCACCCGGUGCGGCGUACUUCACCGUCAAAAAUGUCCCCUCAACUGCCACAGUGGUUGUCCAGGCGGCCGUGGCGUGUAUGCCGUUGGUUAUGUUGAUGAUUUUCUUCGCGUGGAUCGCUGGGAUUAUCAUUUGGAUCUUGGAACGUAAACAAAACAACGAACAUUUCCCAGAAUCGUUUACGAAAGGUGUUCCAGAAGGAUUUUGGUGGGCUUUUAUCUCCAUGACAACCGUUGGAUACGGUGAUCGCAGUCCAGUUACUGUGCCUGGUCGUCUGUUUGCUUUGGCUUGGAUUCUAAUGGGUCUCGUGAUUAUCUCGAUCGUCACGGGGGGGAUUGUCACCUCGAUUACGUCAGUGCUGGUUGUUCAAGAAGACAAAAUCUAUGGCGCACAGGUCGGGGCUAUUGUUAAUUCUGCUGAAUACUCAAAGGCAGUUAGACAGAAUGCAGAUGUUGUUCCUUACAACAAUAUGGAGGAUUUGAUCAACGCAAUGCACAACAAGAAGGUGUCAGGAGCUUUACUUGACAUGUACGCUGCGGCAACUAAGAAAAGUAUGUUCGAAGGAGGAGAUAUCCAGUUGAAUCGCCUGAUAGAAUAUCCAACUGGUUACGGUUUUGUCCUGUCUGGAAACAUGGCCAAAGCCGCGCCAUUAUUCCGCCAAGCUCUGGCUGCGCAAAAGACCAAGAUCUCGUUGAUUGUCGAAGAAAAUACAGAUUCCAUAUCUCUUGAUAGAAACGAGGCUGAUGAAGCCAAAGAGAAAUCGUCUGGUUUAUUCGAUCCCUCCGCAGAAGCGUUUCAAGAGUCAUUCAAAGUGACCAUCAGUUUGUUGGCUGUGGCAAUUAUCCUCGGCCUGAUUUGGCAUUUUGGAAGGUACAAGAAAAAGGAGAAAGAAAAGCAAAGUAAAAAAGAGAAACUGGAAGAGAGUAUUCCUUCUUUCCGAGUCGCAGAAUACCUCAGAACGGAGGGUCGCGAGUCACUGGAGGAUUUCGCCAAAUCCUUAGAACAGCAGAUUUCGGCUCUGAGAGAUAAACAAAUUCGUGAGCGUAAGAGCACGUGGCUUUACAAAGCCGAGAGAGCCAGACUCCAUCGAACUGGAUCGCCAAUAUCUUUCGACCUUCGGAGAUCGAGGACACGGGUCAAUCCGAAAGUGAAUACGGCUUUCGACAAAGAUGAGUCGGGCGCAUCGCCCCGUCAGUCUUCUAUUUCAUCCUUUAAUGAUUUCCGAAAGAAGAAAUCUGGUCAGGUCGUUCCUUUUGUGGAGGAACGUUCUCCAUCACAAAGUCAUCUAAGUCUUACCUCUUUAAAAGAGGAAGAUGAUGUCCAGUCUAGUCAGGUAUUUCCAAUGCAAGACCGUUCCUCGUCGAGGAGUCAUCAUAGUCAGACCUCGUUAAUACAGGAAGACGAUGCUAUGUAGUCGUAGAACUUGUAUCUGCUUGUUUACUACUGUGGUUGCACUGAUGUUUAAGAUCGCCACUGAAUAGCUAAGGUGCACUUCGAAAUCCAGUGAACUGAUUCUGCCGUGUGGGUGGUUUUUUAAAACUAUUGACUAUGAUGACCUCGGAGGUGGAGUUAGCCAACUUAGCCCUAUAAAAUGUUUUCCAAAUUACCGAGUAUCAAUCAAAAGUUGUCAGAAAUGCUUUUAUUUCUUUCAAAAUUUUAAAAAGCCGAGAUGAAAACUUGCAUUACUUCGAAAUCCAAGAUGGCGGACAACUCGUUGUCAAAAUUUUUAGAUUUUUUCAACGUUCUUUAUUAAUAAAAUGCGACAGUACUUUCUAGUUGCAAUUGUCUUUUAUUAAUAUUUAAAUUACCACAUAACAUUAUUAAUUGUAAAUAAGAUGUAGGUGACGAAUCGAUUUUAAUACUCAGUUAAAUGAGUU